ACUCAUAAAAGUCAAAUACUCGCAUUAAUCUCUCUUUCUCUGCGAUUUACACUUCAAAUACAGUACGUAUAUACUAUUAAUAAAUUAUUUUCAUAUACUAUGUAAAUAUCGACCCUUCAUGUGCUUAAAAACAUUUAAUCCUCUAUUGGUCGAUCUGAAACACAGAUAUGCAGACUACUUCAUGAUUUUCAGUGAUUCAGAGCUCCGUAGGUUUUGCGAAUUGUUGGAGUGCUGUCUGUGAUGAGUAGACAUUUGAGAUUGUGAUAGAGGGAGUGUUGAAGGAGAGUGAAGAUGAGUGACGGCCAGCGGUUUCACCUAGGAACUGUUGGGGCAUUGAGUCUGUCUGUGGUUUCGUCGGUAUCGAUCGUGAUUUGCAACAAGGCGCUAAUUAGCACACUUGGUUUUACUUUUGCAACAACUCUGACAAGCUGGCAUCUUCUGGUCACAUUUUGUUCCCUUCAUGUGGCACUAUGGAUGAAACUGUUUGAGCACAAGCCUUUUGAUCCAAGAGCUGUAAUGGGCUUUGGCAUACUAAAUGGAACCUCCAUUGGACUUCUGAACCUUAGCUUGGGUUUUAAUUCUGUUGGUUUCUACCAGAUGACAAAACUUGCAAUCAUCCCAUGUACGGUUCUAUUGGAGACUCUUUUCUUUAGGAAGAAAUUCAGUCAGAAUGUCCAGCUUUCACUUCUUGUCCUCCUCUUGGGUGUUGGAAUUGCAACUGUGACUGAUUUGCAGCUCAAUGUCGUGGGUUCUGUCAUAUCUCUGCUUGCAAUUGUUACAACUUGUGUUGCCCAAAUUAUGACCAAUACCAUCCAGAAGAAGUUCAAGGUUUCUUCUACCCAACUUCUGUAUCAGUCUUGCCCCUAUCAGGCAAUCACUUUGUUCGUCACCGGCCCAUUUGUAGACGGUCUUUUGACAAAUCUGAAUGUUUUUGCUUUCAAAUAUACCCCGAAAGUACUGGCCUUCAUUGUUCUAUCCUGCUUGAUAUCAGUGUCCGUAAACUUCAGUACCUUUCUGGUGAUUGGCAAGACAUCUCCAGUGACUUACCAGGUCCUGGGACAUCUGAAAACUUGCCUAGUUUUGGCCUUUGGCUACGUUCUACUUCGCGACCCAUUUAGCUGGCGAAACAUUUUAGGAAUCCUGAUUGCUGUAGUUGGGAUGGUUCUCUAUUCUUAUUCUUGCAGUCUCGAAAGCCAGCAAAAGGCCAGUGAAGCAUCACUACAAUUGUCUCAGGCGAAGGAAAGUGAAUCCGAUCCUCUAAUAAGUACGGAAAAGGGACCUAGCAUUUUAACUGAUGGUGGUGUCCCACCUCCUGCAUGGAAGUCGAACAAGGACCUGAUUGCAUGAAGAUUCCUCAAGUCUUUAUCUAUUCAUUUACCCUAGUAAAAAAUUAGCGGACAAGGUUGUUCCAGCGAUGAAGAUGUCGCUGCAAGGGUCUCCAUUUACUUCAUGGUAUAGGUUUGGGCUUUUUUGAGGAGAUCAUAACUUAUAUUACAAGAGUUUUGAUGUAUUUUAAAGGAAAUGUUAUGUAGUGUUCUAACCUAUUAAAAAAAAAAAAAAAUUUAUGUAGUGUUCUGGCUAUUGGCUUUGUAAGAGGUUAGGUUUUCUAGUGGAAUGCACAUUGCCAAUGGGUGGUGGUGUUCCUGAAUACAGAAGAUGAGUCGCUAAUCCCUCUUUA
Molecule: messenger RNA, 1678 nt
Organism: Cornus florida
Lineage: Eukaryota; Viridiplantae; Streptophyta; Magnoliopsida; Cornales; Cornaceae
Product: UDP-xylose transporter 3
Exons: 8
Coding region: 292-1347 (351 amino acids)
Cellular component (GO): Golgi apparatus
Molecular function (GO): antiporter activity; UDP-xylose transmembrane transporter activity
Source: RefSeq, a predicted model, not a curated record